This is a messenger RNA of Laccaria bicolor S238N-H82, 840 nucleotides long. RefSeq lists its product as uncharacterized. The record is from RefSeq and is a predicted model, not a curated record. Bases 1 to 840 code for a protein of 279 amino acids. The transcript is spliced from 8 exons. Lineage: Eukaryota; Fungi; Basidiomycota; Agaricomycetes; Agaricales; Hydnangiaceae.
AUGUCGGCCGAGUCCGCUGGCCCCAUAUGUCACUGCAGCACCACCGAAACCCACUUUGGGCACAAAUGCUCCACCAACAAAACCCACAAAUCCAACAAGUCGCACAAGCACAAAUGCUGCACCAACAAAACCCGCACCCCCGACGAGCACAAACGCGGCACCACCGAAACCUGCGCCUCAGAGCACAAAUGCAGCCACAUCAACUCGGAAACCUGCACCUCCAAGCACAAAUGCACCACCACCGAAACCCACUCCUCCGAAAACAAGCGCGGAACCGCCGAAGGCACCUCAAACGACACAAAUGAGGCGCCCCCCGAACCCACUAACAAAAUUGGCCUCCGGACUUACGAUUUCAUCAUUGGCACUCCAGUAUCUAACUGCUUCAAUGGCACCUACCCCAUCGACAGCGAGAUAAGAGAGUCAUUCUCGAUAUCCGACACAUGGAGCACAGGUCUGAACGUCGGUAUCCAGUUCGGGCCGCUGUCUCACGAAGAGUCGGACAUCUUCACAGGGCAUAACCAUUCAUGUGCCGCCAGGCCGUCAGUUACACGCCAAGCUUGGCUAGAUGCUCUAGAGCGCCACAGCGCUGUGUGGGUAGGGGCCUCCGCUUUCUAUCCAGCCCUGAUACCCAUCAGGCAUCAGCGUUCGUCGGCGUUUGCCGAUGCCUCAUUUGGGUGUGACCAACAACCCACAAACCUGUUCUCAACCACCAUCCACGACGCCCACCCACUGUCAACAAUGACGACCACCCUCGCCGACCUCCUACAAGCACCUGGCAUGGCCCAUUGCCACGAACAAUACCACAAUGCCACGUCACCAGCACCCACUAGAUCGACGUGA